GGAGCACGGGCUCUAGGCACAUGGGCUUCAGUAGUUGUGGCUCGCAGGCUCUGGAGCGCAGGCUCAGUAGUUGUGGCGCACAGGCUUAGUUGCUCCGUGGCAUGUGGGAUCUUCCUGGACCAGGGCUCGAACCGUUGUCCCCUGCAUUGGCAGGUGGAUUCAUAACCACUGCGCCACCAGGGAAGCCCUUAAUUUGGACAUAAAGUUUUAAAAUUAGUAUGAUAAUCUGAUGGGAAACUGAGUGAUCAGAUUAGAAGGAAAGUUUUUAUUCUUUUUUUUAAUCAUUGAAAUGUUUCAACAUAUGAAAAUAGAAUAAAAAACCUCCAUGUACCCAUCACCCAGCACUAAUAUCUACCAACAUGGCCUAUCUUGGGAAAGAUGGUUUUUACGUGAUUUGCUUUAUUUUUUGUUCUCUUCCUGUUAGUUUAGUCCCCGUUGUUAAGAGUGUGUUGACACCUUGACAUAAUAUGUUUUGCUGGAUACUUGUAAAAUUUUUGUUGUUGUCUUUAGCCGUAAAGGGGAAGGUGGUAUAUAAUCAGGCUCGGUGCUCCCAGAUUCUAUCGCCAGGUUGCAGUUCUCCUGGUGGUAGCUGGCUUCAGAGAGAGACAACUUGGUGUGUUUAGAAGAGUACUGAUCUUGAGAGCACUGGCUUUCAGUCUGUUCUGUUGGCUAUAGGCAAAUCACUUACCUUCUCUGACCUGCAGCUUCCUCAUCUGCAGAGUGAAGAUGACGGUCCCUUUCUUUGGGUGUUUUUUAAGCAUCAAGGUUACUAAUUUGUCUUAUUUGUGCAGGCUUCCAGGACCCUCAUGGCUCUCUGGGGUACAUGAGGUUAAGAGUUGUCACCAGCUCCUAUGAGGCUUAUAAAAACAGACUGUGUAAGGCCAGAUAAGGCCUUUGGUAAUUCACGUUAUAACAGGCAGUGCCAUAAAGGAAGUGGAAGAACCAGAAUACAUGAGCCGUAUAACUUACUGCACCUGCUUAUUUUUCUUCCCCAAACCUUUUUGCCUCAACAUCUAUUGCAAAAGCCAGUAGUCAGUUCUGUGAUUCUAGUAACAGGUCAUGUUGUACCUAGCAUGAUGACCAAUGUCUCAAAUUACUGCUUCGGAGACUUGCUUUCUGGUUGUCACAUCCUUGUGCUUAUUUUUAUGAUUUUAGUGCCGAAAUAGAGUGUAUUAAGGAAAUGGUAUUAUGAUGGUUUUGAUGGGAGUUCCAUUGUAUAGAAUACGCUGUUUCAUGAGGAAUGAAUACUCUGUAAAUCUUUUACUGUGAAGAUGCAUGUAGCAUGUGCUAGACUUCAAAAGGAGCAAAUCACGCACACACCAGCAUAAAUUUCAUUGAGUUAUGUUUUGGAGGUCAUGAUUUGUUAAAGUAUAAUUUCACAAAUGUAUCUUCUUUUGUGUGCAUGGAAAAUUUUCAGAUAAAUACAGUGUAUUAACUGUAAAGUUGUAAUGUAACUAAGCAUAAUGUUGUGAUGCCAAGUUUUUUACACUAAUUUUUAAUACUUCAUUUGUUAGCAGUCUUGCUUGAACGGUCAUUUUGAGCAGAACUAAUACAAUAUUUUGAUGUGCCACAGGUAAAUUUUUCCAUAACCUUAUGGAGAGAAAGGACUUUGAGACAUGGCUUGAUAACAUUUCUGUUACAUUUCUUUCUCUGACGGACUUGCAGAAAAAUGAAACUCUGGAUCACCUGAUUAGUCUGAGUGGGGCAGUCCAGCUCAGGCAUCUCUCCAAUAACCUGGAGACUCUCCUCAAGCGGGACUUCCUCAAACUCCUUCCCCUGGAGCUCAGUUUUUAUUUGUUAAAAUGGCUCGAUCCUCAGACUUUACUCACAUGCUGCCUCGUCUCUAAACAGUGGAAUAAGGUGAUAAGUGCCUGUACAGAGGUGUGGCAGACUGCCUGUAAAAAUUUGGGCUGGCAGAUAGAUGAUUCUGUUCAGGACGCUUUGCACUGGAAGAAGGUUUAUUUGAAGGCUAUUUUGAGAAUGAAGCAACUGGAGGACCAUGAAGCCUUUGAGACCUCAUCAUUAAUUGGACACAGUGCCAGAGUGUAUGCACUUUACUACAAAGAUGGACUCCUCUGUACAGGGUCAGAUGACUUGUCUGCAAAACUAUGGGAUGUGAGCACAGGGCAGUGUGUUUAUGGCAUCCAGACCCACACGUGUGCAGUGGUGAAGUUUGAUGAGCAGAAGCUUGUGACAGGCUCCUUUGACAACACUGUGGCCUGCUGGGAAUGGAGUUCCGGAGCCAGGACCCAGCACUUCCGGGGGCACACGGGGGCGGUGUUUAGCGUUGACUACAAUGAUGAACUGGACAUCUUGGUGAGCGGCUCUGCAGACUUCACUGUGAAAGUAUGGGCUUUAUCUGCCGGGACAUGCCUGAACACACUCACCGGGCACACAGAAUGGGUCACCAAGGUGGUCUUGCAAAAGUGCAAAGUCAAGUCUCUCUUGCACAGCCCUGGAGACUACAUCCUCUUAAGUGCAGACAAAUAUGAGAUCAAGAUUUGGCCAAUUGGGAGAGAAAUUAACUGUAAGUGCUUAAAGACGUUGUCUGUCUCUGAGGAUAGAAGUAUCUGCCUGCAGCCAAGACUUCAUUUUGAUGGCAAAUACAUUGUCUGUAGUUCGGCACUGGGUCUCUACCAGUGGGACUUUGCCAGUUAUGAUAUUCUCAGGGUCAUCAAGACUCCUGAGGUAGCAAACUUGGCCUUGCUUGGCUUUGGAGAUAUCUUUGCCCUGCUGUUUGACAACCGCUACCUGUAUAUCAUGGACUUGCGGACAGAGAGCCUGAUUAGCCGCUGGCCUCUCCCAGAGUAUAGGAAAUCCAAGAGAGGCUCCAGCUUCCUGGCAGGCGAAGCGUCCUGGCUGAAUGGACUGGAUGGGCACAAUGACACGGGCUUGGUCUUUGCCACCAGCAUGCCUGACCACAGUAUUCACCUGGUGUUGUGGAAGGAGCACGGCUGAUGCCGCGAGCUGCACCGCUGACUGACUUUGGGCGCCGGGGCUGCAGAUUUUGAGUGCAACCUCUGUGGCAGCCGACUGCAUGAACCAAAGUUCUCACCUAAUGGUAUCAUCACGCAGUGCACAAUCAUUUAUCUCUGUUUGCCAGGGGGCCAGGGCUCGGGGUGGGGGAGGGCUCAUUUUGUUGACAUACACUGCAGCAUGCUGAUGGGGUGCACCAUUGACUUCAUUCGUACUUAGUCAUGUUGGUCAGUAUAAGAGGCUGCACUUGGGGUUCAUCUUUCUUGAAUAUUGGUUUUAAGUAAAGAUAUUUAAAUGGCUCAUUAACCUGCUAAUUGGUUGCCUAUAAAAACACAUUCAGUCUAUUAUUAAAGCUUUUUACCAUUGCCUUUUUCUCUUUUGAAGUUGAAGCAAAGGUGCUAUGAUGUUGUUACAGCAACUUUUCUCACAUGGGGCUUAGCUUUUAUAACAACCCGUGUUAUAAAGACCACCAGGUUCUGUGACAUUCAUACUCUCCACCAAAUACCAGUUCUAAAGAAAAGUUGUCUUCCAGUGCAAAUCCAGUUCUAUAAAUUGAUUGGUUUAUAACACGUUCUAAACCCUAGUUCUUGGCAGAGUGAGGGUGGGCCCUGUCCGAGAUGUGAGGAGGUUAUGUAGUUUUUGUUUCUAGGUGGAGCAGGCUGGUCCUUGGUCCCCCACAGCACAGAGGUGACUGCACAGAGGUGACAUGGUACAGGAG
Kogia breviceps (pygmy sperm whale) is the source of this 3694-nucleotide messenger RNA. The record is from RefSeq and is a predicted model, not a curated record. NCBI's taxonomy places the organism in Eukaryota, Metazoa, Chordata, Mammalia, Artiodactyla, Physeteridae.